UCAAAUCUGUGAUGUGGUUAGCCGGCUACCGUUUCAGAUAUAAACACAACAGCCUUUUGCAUAACAAGUAUGAUGUUAUCUAAAAGCGACUACUCCAUUAGUGUUCGCAACGUUCGAGUUUAGUCUUUGAGUGCUAAUAAGUAGUUUGACGGGAAAGUUAAGUGUGGAAAUUGCCACACGAUAGGAGUUUCUUUUUACUCUUGAACGUGGAGGAUUGUUUUAAUUAGCUGCCUUCGGUUGGUUGUUAUCGCACGUGAUAUUAGUUGCUUGAGGAUUAAAACACAGCCGCUAAAGUGAUUUAGUUAACCCUGCGCUUAAAGAGCACUGGUGUUUAGUGUAGUAAUUUUGCUGCGGUUUCAGCUGUGUAACGUGUGCUGAAUUGUGCAGUCAUCAACCACAGAGGCCUCAUUGAUCAGCUGCCGAGCCUCAAUACACAAUGAGACGAGGCCAGCGAUCUCUCCUCCUCUCCUCCACUCCAUCCCUCCUGCUGCGAUCCCUCGUUCUGCUCUCCCUCUGCCCGCGGGGGCAGGCUGUGCAGGCUGAGAACGUGACCGUGCUGGAGGGGGGGACGGCACAGAUCUCCUGUCGUCUCCAGAACUACGAUGGCUCGAUCGUGGUCAUCCAGAACCCACGCAGACAAACGCUAUUCUUCAAUGGAACACGAGCACUGAAAGACGACCGUUUUCAGAUGGUUCUUUUCACGCCGCGCCUGGUGCGGAUCACGUUGACUAAUGUAAGUGUAUCUGACGAGGGUGGCUACUUCUGCCAGCUCUACACCGAUGACACACACCACCAGGUGGCGACGCUGUCGGUGGUGGUGCCCCCAGAGGUGCCUACGGUGGAGGUGAAGACAGAGGCAGUGGAGGGUGGAGAGGUGGAACUCACAUGUGUGUCCCCGCGGAGCAAACCACCAGCCACCCUGCGCUGGGUCCGAGAUCGCCGAGAAAUCGCAGGUGUGAUCUCUCAGCAGGAGAACGGCAAGACUGUGAGUGUUUCCAACACUAUCCGUAUCCCCGUGGAGAGGAAAGAUAAUGGAGUGGCACUGAGCUGUGAGGCGUCUCACCCGGCACUCGUGGGGCAGAAACGAGUUCGUCACUACAGCCUGGACGUUCACUUUGCUCCUACGGUGAAAAUCAUUCCCCCUCAGGGCAUCCUCCGAGAGGGAGACUCCCUCAGUCUCACCUGCUCCGUUACCGGCAACCCACUACCACGUGACAUCCAGUGGUCGCGAGUGAACGACACUCUUCCUGAGAGGGCUGAGAAAACGGGCAACAUUCUCCAUAUGUCUCGCCUCAGCCAAUCACACAACGGCACCUACCUCUGUCAGGCGCAUAAUAAUUACGGCCGUGCAGCCGACCACUACACACUGCUGGUGUACGUGUCUGUCCCUCCCAAAUCUCAUCCUGCCAUCGCUCACCCCACCCUUCCAUCCUCCAGCUUUACAAAGGAAUACCAAGACCCCGGGGCAGUGGUGGAAACCCACAGUGCCGUUCCGUAUGCAAUGAUCGGGGGCAUCCUGGCUCUGCUGGUCUUCACUGUCAUCUGUGUGCUCAUCAUCACCAUCUGGUGCUCCGUCCGACAGAAAGGUUCAUAUUUGACUCACGAGGCCAGUGGGUUGGAUGAACACGGUGAGGUUCAGGAGGCGUUCCUCAACGGUAAUGAUGCCAGCCAGGGCAAGAAGGAGUACCUACUGUAGCGCCGCCCUAGUGGAGCUCUUCAGAAACACUGGACCACUGCAGAGUGCACACCGCAACACACACUGUUCCCAAAAACAGACCCACACACCACCACUACGACAACCAGAGGGAAUCACAAUCGUGCCAUAUGAAGAUGGAGUGGGAAGGAGAGAACGGAGACAACAUUGGAGUGGGGUGGAGAGAGCCGGGAGGAGAGGAUAAUUAUUAUGAUUGAAAGAGACCAUCACACACACUCUUUCUGUUUUUACUUGCGAGUACCAUAGACAACUAGCCGUAAUUGUAGGACCAGGAGAGAAAAAUGUCCAUUCAAAACAGGCCGAUCCAUAACCCGGGUGAAACGGCGUCGCUGUGGGAAGCCGCAAAGGGCUUAUGAGCUAUUGAAUGUCCCAACGUGAGCAAAUUGAAAUUCCCUGCAUUUGCCAAAGCGUUCGGGCCUCAGAGACUGAGCUGGUAGACAGCUGAGAGCUCAGAGCCGUCCUCAUAAAGUAUUCAUCUGGGCUUUUCAUCUGGCGACUCCAUUAUCUGCUCACGUUGGCCAAAACCUGUUGACUUGUGAAAAAAAGUUUCUCUCGUUUUGAUCCUCUCUCGAUGACUCUCCGUUUCCCGCUCUCCGAUGCUCCUUCCUCUCCCUCCACUAUCUCUCCACUAUUGUUUGUUAAUAAUUAAGUGAUUAGACAUGUUCUCUUUUAUGAGAGGAAUGAAUUGGAGCGGACCGCUCACUCUGACGCUGUAAAAAGGGGCUUAAUUAUCGCGAAGAGUCAAAGAGAAACGUGAAACCGUGAGGAGCUCGACUUGGGUGAGAAAAACAGGAAGGAGUUUGUAGAGAACAUGUCAGAAAUUUCAAUAUAAUUUUUUUUUUUCGAUUGCUCAACACGAAAACGCUUACACAAUGAAACAUAUCUCUAAAGUCAUUAUUUGUAUGAAAAAGUAAGUUAAAUGACUCUUUUAAGAAAAAAAAAACACAUUUACUUUUGCGCGCAUUACCCAGCGAUGCUAUCGUACUAACACAGAUUAUUAGCUUAGAGGUGCAAAACUGAACAAACUACUGUUACGUCAUCUUUAAAAAAAAAAAUAAAUACAAAUUCAAAAAAAUAUAUAUUUCAUUUGUCUUUAAAAGAUAUCAGAGGUCUUAAUUGUUUUUAUUAAUUAUUAUUUGGACUAUUAUGAUCGUCGU
Sinocyclocheilus anshuiensis is the source of this 2871-nucleotide messenger RNA. It is a transcript of the gene cadm4, whose product is annotated as cell adhesion molecule 4. The record is from RefSeq and is a predicted model, not a curated record. The transcript has 9 exons. Lineage: Eukaryota; Metazoa; Chordata; Actinopteri; Cypriniformes; Cyprinidae. Gene Ontology annotation, molecular function: vascular endothelial growth factor receptor 2 binding. Bases 437 to 1696 code for a protein of 419 amino acids. Gene Ontology annotation, biological process: negative regulation of peptidyl-tyrosine phosphorylation; homophilic cell-cell adhesion; regulation of Rac protein signal transduction. Gene Ontology annotation, cellular component: cell-cell contact zone.